Molecule: messenger RNA, 654 nt
Organism: Vicia villosa (hairy vetch)
Lineage: Eukaryota; Viridiplantae; Streptophyta; Magnoliopsida; Fabales; Fabaceae
Exons: 1
Coding region: 1-654 (217 amino acids)
Molecular function (GO): zinc ion binding
Source: RefSeq, a predicted model, not a curated record
AUGAAUAACAUCUCUGAAUCGUUUAAUGCAACAAUACUUGGUGCUAAGGACAAACCUACUCUAACAAUGUGUGAAUGGAUUAGGACAUAUUUAAUGAAUAGAAUUUCUACAACAACUACGAAACUAGAAAGGUGGGAACAUAGGAUAAUUCCAAUUCCUAGAAAGAGAAUGGAUAAGGAGGUCUAUAUGAGUGGGAAAUGGACUUCAAGUUGGUCUAUGGGUGAUAAAUGGGAGGUAAAAUAUGCAUACAACACUCAGCAAUUUGUUGUUGAUGUUGGAAAAAGAACUUGUUCAUGUGGGUUUUGGGAUUUAGUAGGUAUUCUAUGUAGACAUGCAUGUGCGGCAUUAGCAUAUAGGCAACAAAAACCAGAGGAGUAUGUAGAUGAUUACUACUCUAGGCAAAAAUAUGCAUUGGUAUAUAGUGUUCCAAUAAGCCCAAUAAAUGGGAUGGAUAUGUGGCCAAUAGUUGAAGCAGGUGAGUUAAACCCACCUUUGUACAAGAAGGGACCUGGCAGACUAAAGAAGCUUAGGUUCAGAGAAUUGGGUGAUGGUGGUACAAGAAUAAGGAGAGUUGGAGUUACCUAUAGAUGUACCAAAUGUGAUCAAAUGAGACAUAACUCAAGAGGUUACUUCUCAGAAUCCAGAGGCACUUAA